Impatiens glandulifera is the source of this 3074-nucleotide messenger RNA. RefSeq lists its product as uncharacterized. Bases 331 to 2970 code for a protein of 879 amino acids. The record is from RefSeq and is a predicted model, not a curated record. The transcript is spliced from 7 exons. Lineage: Eukaryota; Viridiplantae; Streptophyta; Magnoliopsida; Ericales; Balsaminaceae.
CUCUUCACAUAAUAGUGUUCUCAGUCCGUGUGUACUGUACACUCUUGUUCACCCCGCGGCCCCUCUCCUAAACUGGCGGACAGACGGUGCUGAGAGAAAAAAGGAAGCCAUGGAAGUACCUUGCAGAGACUUUCUAGCCGGUUAACCUUUUUCGUAUGUUUUUAGUUUUCGGCGAGCCCAUAAUAGUAUACUCUGAAACUUACCUCUUCUUUUGAGGUUGAGCACCAAGAUUACUCUUUUUCUAAAACACUCCAGUGUCAAGGCUCGCCAUUUUACUCCACAAUAGCCUUUUUGUCUUUCCACUGGAUCUCGCUUUUGUUAGGUGCUAAGAUGAACUCCUUUGAAAAUCAAAACAACACAUAUUUUGAGAAAGCUAUUCCGGGUUGCCUAGGAAGAGUGGUGAACUUGUUUGACCUAUCUACAGGAGUGCCAGGAGACAGGCUAUUCACAGAUACACCAAAUCACGAUGCAGUGUCUCCAUUGUCAAGGAAUCAAUCGUACUGUGGGGGAAGGAUAAGUCGUUUCUCUAAUCCAAAUGAGUACAAAGUGACAUUGUCAGAUCCAAGACAUAGUUCUUCUUACGGUAAAUCAAAUGGAGCACCAAUGAAGAUGCUCAUAGCCAAUGAAAUGUCCAAAGAGUCAGAUUCAUUCCCUAACUCCUCCAAUGUAGUUGCAAAACUGAUGGGACUCGAUACCUUGCCUCAAGAAUUUCCACUGCCCAGUCCACGAACAUGCCAUUCCCGAAGCCUUUCUGAAAGUUCUUUAACCACAUGGAAGCAAAAAAAUGGAUACAUUGUGCAGAAGGAAUACAAAGAUAUUUAUGAAAGCUGGCAGCAACAACCUCGAAGGGCGAGUUCUGGAAGAGAAAAACAGCUGCAUUCCACAAAUGAAAAGAAGAUGGCUCUUGUGCGACAAAAGUUCAUGGAGGCAAAACAAUUAGCAACUGAUGAAAAACUUCGCCAAUCCAAGCAGUUUCAAGAUGCAUUGGACAUUCUAAGUUCAAAUAGAGAAUUAUUUCUCAGAUUUUUGCAAGAACCGAAUUCGUUGCUUGCCGAGCACCUUUGUGAUCUACAGUCUCUUCCUCCUCCCGAUGAAACAAAACGCAUUACUGUUCUUAGACCUUCUAAGAUGGUUGACAGUAACAAAAUUGCAGGUAAAAACAAUUAUGCUAGCCUUUGUCCUCCUAGUAGUUGGAAAGCUGAUGAAAAUCAGCCAACUCGGAUAGUUGUACUAAAACCGAGCUCUGGUAAGCUUGAUUACAUUAAGGCAGAAGUGGUUUCUCCACCUUUCUAUUCUCCAGAAACACUGCAAAAUGAAGAAUAUGACAAUGGACACAGAAUAGAUGAUGAAGCCUUAGUACUAUCUUCUUCAUUUUCUAAUGGGUACAUUGGCGAUGAGAGUUCUUUCAAUAAGUCUGACAAUGAACACCAAAUUGGGGAUUCUGAAGUAAUGUCACCAAUUUAUAGACAUUCAUGGGACUAUAUAAAUAAGCUUGAUAGUCCGCAUUCUUGUUCCUCUUUCAGCCAUGUAUCUCACUCCCCUGAUUCAUCAGUUUGUAAGGAAGCCAAGAAGCGUUUGUCUGAAAGAUGGGCCACAGUGUCUUCUGGUGGAAAUUUUGGAGGUCAGAAGCUUGUUGUCCAGAGGAACUCUCGUACAUUGGGAGAGAUGCUUGCCAUUUCAAAUAUUAAGGAUUCUGUGGAAUCCCGGGAAGAGGGUUGUAGUAGUAUAGUACCAGAACCAAGAGGAUCAAGGUUGAAUGAAGAUGACAAAUUUGUUGAUUCUCCAAUGAAUCUUUUGAAAUCCAAAUCAGUUUCUGUAUCUUCUAAUGUUUUUGGUGAAAGGCUGAAUGUUGAAGUUUGCGAGGAGAUAGAGACGAAGAAUCUGACUCGAAAGUUAUCUUUCAAAGAGAAAGUUUCAAGUUUAUUUUUCUCAAGGCCUAAUAGAACUGAUAAAGAAAUUUGUAAUGCUUUCCAAGUGAAAGAUAGAACUCCAAAUGCUGGAAAUUCAUUCCAACACGAUCAGGUCAUUAAGACUCAAGAAAGCUUGUCAACUCAUCUACAUGGUUCAUUGAUCAAUGAUGUGUCUUCAGAUUCAUUGCGCACUAGGCAUAAAUGGGUUGUGACCAGAUCUGAGGAAACUCUUCGUAUGACAAAGCCUGUUCUUCCGAGAAAUACAAGUGACAACCAAGAACAGCCAAGUCCUAUCUCAGCUUUUGAAGCCUCAUUUGAACAUCACGAAACUACCAAUUUGGAUUCUUCUGCCAAUAUCAUGAGGGCAGAGGGGAAAGAAACAAGUCUGGACAAAUACAGGUUAAUAGAUAAAUCACCGCCCAUUGGAUCAAUUUCCCGGGUUCUGCUAUCAUGGAAAGACUCUCCCACAGAAACAACAGCUUCCCAUGAACUGGAAAACACAUUUCAUCAUAGUUCCGUGGAAGAUGAAGAAGAAUGGAUUUUCUUUGUCCAAACAUUACUAUCUCUAGCUGGGUUAAAUGAUGCAGUAGGACCCAGUUCAGUUUUUUCCAGAUGGCACUCAUCUGAAAGCCCUUUGGACCUCUCGUUAAGAGAGAAAUAUAUUAAUCUAAACGAGAAGGAACUAAUAAUGCAUGAGACGAACAGGAGGAAAAGAAGAUCAACUAGAAAGCUUGUGUUUGAUUGUGUUAAUGCAGCUUUAGUUGAGAUAACAUCAUCUUAUGGAUCACACAAUAGAAACACAGUUGAUUCAUCAGCCAGAUUGGAGGAUCUAGUGUGGGCCUUGAUUAAGAAAUGGCGCUCUAGUGAGGCAGGUUUUAUUUCUGUUGAAGAUGAGGAUGGUGAUAGCUUGGUGGUGGAGGGAAUGGUAAUGGAGGAGGUAGCCGGGAAGGAUUUUCUCGAGUUCAUUCGAAUUGAAAUUGAAAUUUUAGUGAAGGAAAUUGAAGUAAAUUUGGUCGAAGAGGUUGUGGAAGCCGUUGUUCAAGAAUUGACAGGGAUGUAAUGCUUCAUUUUUCCACUUAAUAACAUUCAUCAGCUGAUUUUUAACUAUUAUUAAGCUUGUGAAGAGCUAACUUGAUUGUUUAAAUCAUCCAAAUAGUUGCACUA